This is a messenger RNA of Trichoplusia ni (cabbage looper), 2016 nucleotides long. Its product is annotated as organic cation/carnitine transporter 7-like. Gene Ontology annotation, molecular function: transmembrane transporter activity. Gene Ontology annotation, cellular component: membrane. The coding region runs from base 369 to 1955 and encodes 528 amino acids. NCBI's taxonomy places the organism in Eukaryota, Metazoa, Arthropoda, Insecta, Lepidoptera, Noctuidae. Gene Ontology annotation, biological process: transmembrane transport. The record is from RefSeq and is a predicted model, not a curated record. The transcript is spliced from 12 exons.
UAUUAGAAAUUUGAAAGUUAACUUACUCAUACAUGGUUCAAAUCGAAAUACAAAAAGUUAAGUAAAAUAUUGCACAAUCAUUUUUAGUAAGUACUGCCAAGAUUUCAAUGUCAGUUAAGAGAUAACCUUAUUUACAGUACAAUAUGUUUCCAUUACGUCAUCAGUUGCUAUCUCAUUAUUAUCCCGCUCUCAUAUAUAAAAGCCAGUUCUUAGCCAGACUCUCAUCGUACCCGACUGAUCAAGACAAAGCGGCCAUCUUGAAUAUCUAUAAUUAUGAAAUCUACGAUUAUAAAUCGUAGAGCUUGUGCGGGAUCAGAGGCAGCUGUAACAUGAUGUGAAUUUGAGCCCAAGCAAGCGAUGAGAUUAAAAUGGAACCGACAUUAACAUGUGCAGGUGACAACAGUGAUGGGAAAAAUGCGAAAAUUACAGCGACGCUCGAUGAAGCAAUGUUGCUAUCAGGUUUUGGCAUAUUCAACAUUGUACACAUGAUAAUGUCUGGUCUGAUGCUAAUGGGCAUGAUCACGCUGAGUCUGGUACUCGGUUUCGUCAUACCAGCGGCGCAAUGUGAUCUGGAACUUACGAUGUUUCAAAAAAGUUGGCUGUCGGCUAUUCCUUUUGCAGCUAUAAUAGUUUCAUCAUAUUUCUGGGGUUGGAUAGCAGAUACCAAAGGCAGACGACCAAGCAUGUUGGUGUCUAUGGUCUUGUCUAUUAUUGGGACAUUGCUGACCAGUUUCGCUCCAAACCUUAUUUCAUUUGCGAUUUUACAGUUCAUCACGGGAAUAUUUACUACCGGUCCUUCAGCAAUAGUAUAUACCUACUUAGGAGAAUGUAACAACAUCCGGCAUAGAGACAAGAUGGUGACAUUUGGUUCUUCAUUCAUUGGUUUGGGCAAUGUCUUCCUGCCUUGUGUUGCUUGGAUAAUCCUACCUCUAGACUUCUCAUACCCGCUCGACUUUUUGGACAUUUCGUACCGUUCGUGGCGAUUAUGUCUCGUAGUUUGUUCAUUACCGUACGUUCUGGCGAGCAUAUUCUUAGCCUUUGCUCUCGAAAGUCCUAAAUUCCUUUACGCAAAUGGAAAGCAUGAUGAGGCUCUGGAGGUUGUCAAAACUAUGUACGCCGUAAAUAGUAGGAAGUCAAGGGAUAGUUUUCCGGUAAAGUCACUGAUUGUUGAAAACCAAGUAACAAAGUUGAAUGAGCACAAAGGUGUGCGAGCUGUGUUCGCUUCUAUGAAGGAACAAACUUUCCCAAUCUUCACGCCGCCGCUGCUCCAGUGGAUAUGUCUCACCUGCUUCGUCCAUUUCGGAAUAUUUGCUGCUACUAAUGGCUUCUACAUCUGGUUCCCAACGAUAUUGAACUCGUUAGCCCUCAGUGACAGCACGAACAUGAAAAUCUGUGAUGUCAUAGAAUCACAAGUAGAAGUCGCUGCUGAAGCCAUAACGAACACUACGGUAAUAUGCGAUGAUACCAUCCACACUUCCACCUUCGAGCAAUCAAUCUACGUCAGCCUGGCGUUCUACUCCAUGUACUUCAUCGCUGGUGCGCUGGUCGACUUUCUGGGGAAAAAGUUGUUAUUAGUCGCUACCCUCGUUGUGACCGGGAUGUGCGGUGUUGGUGCCCAUUUGGCUGCCGACCAGACGGCUGCGGUCAUAUUGUUCGGGAUCUUCCAAAUGUCGGGCGCUUGUAUUGGAUUGGUGAAUGCAGCUGGAGUGGAACUGUUUCCUACUAAGUAUAGGGCCAUGGCUAUUUGUCUGUCCAUGAUGGUGGGCCGAACCGGAGCCGUGGUCGGAUCCAACCUUAUUGGCUGGUUCUUACAAGUCAACUGCGGAGCGGGAUUCUAUCUUUUUGGAUUUCUCCUAGUCGUUGACGGUUUAGUUUGUCUCGCUUUACCCAACAAGAAAAAAGAGAAAUCAACACCAUUACCUGAAUCAGUUCCAAGACCAGUACAAGAAGCCUAAUACUAUGUAUUUUAAAUAGGUAGACAUUAAGAUAUAGCGUAAUAAACGAAUACUAAAAAAA